UGCUGGCGCCAGUCGUUGUGCAGCACUGGUCGAGUCAGCAGCAGCAAAAGAAAAGGCUUUUGCGUCUCUUACGCGAAAAUCGAGAUAAGAUUCGGUAUCAAGGGGUUCCCAAAAUAUGACUAAUCCGCCGUCGAAAGACAUCCCACCCACGCAAUGACCGCGAAUAUGUGAGCUUCGCGAAACGAAGAAGUUCGAAGCCAAUUCGCCAGCCAGCAGUCUCUUUCCAAUCAGAUUCGAAUCAAGUGCAACAGUGAGAAAAAUUGAAAGUGAAUUGAAGAUCCUAGUGCCAUUUGCUUGCAACAUGAAAUAUCAAUGAUUUGUUGCGCGGAAUAAAAGUUGAACUAUUCAACCCGGUUGCCCAGUUGUUUGUUUGUUUGUUUUCCGUUUUGUUUGUUGUUGCCCGCUGCUGACGUCGCAAGAUGGUAUCGCUGAUAAAGAAUCAACUACUCAAGCACUUGUCCAUCUACACGAAGAACCUAUCCUCGGACAAAAUCAAUCUGAGCACCUUCCGCGGCGAGGGCGAGCUCUCGAAUCUGGAGUUGGAUGAACGGGUGCUCACCGAGCUGCUGGAGCUACCUAGCUGGCUGCGCCUCACAUCCGCCUGGUGCAACCAUGUCUCCUUCCGGAUUAGUUGGACCAAGUUGAAGAGCGUCCCCAUAACGCUGACUUUGGAUGAAGUGCGCAUCACCAUCGAGACCUGCAAUCCAACGACUCGCGAUGCAGGCGGAGGAUCUGGAGCCGGUGGAGCAGGAUCUCCCACCGCUGCAGCCGCUGCUGCACUGCCACAAGUGCCACAGGGUAAAUACAGCUUCAUCCACAAGGUGGUCGACGGCAUAACCAUUGUGGUCAACACGGUGAAUGUGAAUUUCGUGAGCGCCGCCUUCACCGCCUCCGUUCAGAUGUCGCGCAUUCGCGUGGAGUCCAAGACACCCAAGUGGGCGAAUGCCGAUCUGCGGCUGACGCGACUCAAGGAUGCGCAGAAGGGCAUCAUACUGAUCUUCAAGGAGCUCUCCUGGCAGACGGUGCGCAUCGAGGCCAGCUCGACGCAGGACAAGUCACUGACGCCCCUGCGCCUGCUCACCAAUCACGCCAGGUGCCGCAUCACGAUCCGGAAACGGCUGUCCGACUGUUCGCUGCUCGCUUCCCGCCUGGUCCUCAUCCUGGACGAUCUGUUGUGGGUGCUCACUGACUCGCAGCUAAAAGCGGCUCUGCAUUUUGUGGACUCCCUGUCAGGAUUAAUCAAGGCCGCCACUCAUGCCACCCAGAAAACGAAGGCAGCUCGCAAAAUGCAGACACUGCCCGAGUACAAGGCCCAGGUGGAGCAGCAGCAGAAUCGUCUGUCCGAAUCCGCCCAUACGACGAAUGCGCAACGCAUGUUCAACGCCUUCGAUGUGCGCGAGACAUCGUAUCACUUCUUUAGCCAGCGCAUCGAUUUGCAUUUGUGCGACGACGAGGGCGACGGGCGCUCCAGCUACCCGGACUUGGACAAGGGCGGGGCGCUACAGGUCUCGGUGACAGCCUUUCAGGUGGACUACUAUCCCUACCACCUGGCCAAAUCGGAUCGCUCACAUUGGGCCAAGUACAAGGAGGCUUCGGUGGCGCCAGCUCUCUGGCUGAAGGAAUCACUGAAUGCCUUCCGUGAGGCCGUACUUAACUUGAGCCAGCCGAACCGACCGGCCACGCAUGCGCCGCUGGAACGGAGCACUCCCGCCUCACCGAUUAUGCUCAGUGCCAGCAUGCUGGGCUCGCAGCACGGUGCCGGCAGCUUCUCCAAUGGCAGCAGCACGCCGACAGCAGCAGGAUUGGCGGGGGUAUCGGGUGGAUCGGCUGGUUCCGGAACCGCCUCCAUGAACAGUCAGUUGUCGCAGGCAGCGCAGCAACGAAGCACUCUGGAGAACCUGGCCAAGCUGAUGAGCUCUUGUGUGAUCCUGCGCAUCGAGGACUUCACCUUGUACCGGGUCACUACAUCGGGAAAGAAGGCUAUGCCCAAGGAAUUUGUUUCGGCGCAACAUAAAAGGAAGACCAAAUCCUCAGGUGACAAGGAUCGGUACUCGUUUCCCGCCGAGAUGCCCAUCAUCCAUGCGGAAUAUACUUACUUCUACUACCCCGGAGACUUUGUCUUCCCAUUGCCACCAUCCAAGGUCUUUGUGCAUGUGAAUCCAAUUCAGGUACAUUUCGAUCUCAGCUCAAUACUAUGGCUCAACUCCUUUGGCCUCAAUCUGCACGAGAGCUUGCUGCGCACGAGCGUGGGAUCCCAGAGCACUCUGCAUCCGCAACAGCAGCUGCCACGCGGCUCGAUUGCCUCCAAUGGCUCCAAUGGCACACAGAUGGCCGGCGUCAAUGUUGAGCAGGAGCCAAAUCUGAUGUACAUGGAUGUCAAGGUGGAAGCGAUUAUGCCGCGCAUCGUCAUGGAGGCGGCGUUGGAUGCGCCCAGUCAAAAGGAUCGGCCGAAGACCAUGCAGAUACAGGUGUCCCGGUUCGCGUUGACUAACAUCCGGGAAAUGGGCAGCUCAAGGGCGGAUCUGGCCCAGGCACUGCACUCCCUGCAGGAGGGAUCGCUGGUGUUUGGCUCCGGUUUUCCCUCCAAGGAGGGCGAUAUGUGCAUCGUAACGGAUCGCAUUCUGUCGCAUGUGGCUGCCUCGGAUGUGAGCAUGAUGUCACCCGUUUCGCCGACGGGUCAGCAACUGCCCCGUUCAGCCUCCACGCAGUACCUAUCCCGUUAUGUCAUGUGGCUGGAGCCGCGGGAUGUGUGGUGCAUUAAGCUGGACCCGGUGUGGGUGGAUUUCCUGGGCGCCCGCUCACUGGGCCCCAACAAAUCCAUUCCGUUCGUGGACGCGGUCCCCAUCACACUGUGGCUGCACUCCGGCUCCGCCCAGGCACAACUGGAUGUGGGAAAGAGCGGGACGGCGGGCAGUAUGGAGAGCAUGGGCAUGCCCCCGUUGCCCACGCUGCCGCCACUCCAGCCGUGCAAUCCCUUCCUGAGCGACGAGGAUGUGCGUCUAGCUGGCGUCGCCUCGGGAGCUUCGCCUCCGGCUCCUGCUCCAGAUCGCACGGCAGAUGUGCAUGCCAUUGCACAUAUAUCUAACCUGGUCAGCCUGCAGAUCGAUCACUACCAGCUGCUCUUCCUGCUGCGCCUCGCUGAGGAAUUGAACGAGAUGUCUACCUUCCUGAAUCUGGACGCCGAGCGCAUAUUGCAAAAGCAAAACGAACAAAAGUCGAUAAUAUUUGGGUGCGUUGUGCCGCAGAUCGAGGUGACGCUCGUGAUGCCAUCGCCAACACCUGGUAAGGAAUCAAGUGGUGGUGAUGCUGAAAGUGUCGUACCCGAUUCAGCUAGUUUGGGUGAUGAUUUACACAUGAAUAGCGGCAACAUAACCUGGCCAACACCACCGCCAUUGGACCAGCUAAAGAGCAAUACUUUCGGCAGCGUGGAAACACCGUCUCCGGUGACCAAUGAUCCGCCUUUCGACAAUGGCAUACACAUAUCCAAUCCUAACACGCAUGGCUAUAAUGUUCAGAUACAGAGUACGCCGACGAUGGCGUCUUCCACGGCUAGCCAAGGAUCUCGUCCGGAUACGGGUAUAUCCACGCAAUCCCAGUCCCAAACGCAAUCGAUCUCGUCCGCCUCGAAGAGUGGCAAGAGUACAGCUGCUCGAUCGGGGGCAACUGACACCGUGCCCAGUCUCACCAAGGAGAUCAACUCUGGUCUGCUGUCCAUGAAGAAGGGCUUCUCCAGCUUCAUGACUUCCAUUGACUCGGCCAUCAAGUCGGGCACGCCCAAUGACGAUGCCAGUGAUACCUUCUCCAUACAGAGCGACAUUAGCUCCGAUUCGGAUAACUUUGCCAACGUACUGGGCGAUGACAAGACCAUGGAUUGCAUGGAUGUUAUGUUCCGACUCAAUCCCUUCACCACUGACAACAUGAAGGCUUCGCCCGUGGAGAUGGCCAGUGAAGUGUAUGAGGAGCAGCCGAGUAGCUACAAAACAAACAUGUCUUCCCCAUCCGAGCCAUCGGAAGGCAGCACCUGGCGGCGACGCGAUCUGGUGUCCAUGGCCACCUUCAGAUUGACCACCGUGGAGCUUAUUCGUCAGCAGGAGGGCCCCAAAUCUUCUGUUCGCUUGCAGGUGGCCGCCGUUUCCUGUGACGAAUGUGGAGCCAUUCCCUGGGAUGAGUUGCAGAUCGCGCAUCAAGCAAACAAGACGAAGUUCGGAGCACGCUGCAAGGCUUGGAAUCUGGCGCCAUACAAUCCAGAGGCUCCACCGUGCAUCCGGAUGCGCUUGGAGGAGACUCUGAAUAUGCCAAAGGAAAUUGAGGGCAUCAUCGAUCGCAAACGCAUCCAGAGCUGGAUCACUCACCACGCCGAGAUUCGGGUGAAAGAUAUCAAUAUGGAUCUGUCGAUGAGCACCGUAAUUGGACUGGGUGAUCUGGCCGAGGAUGAGCUCAUUUCCCCGCCCAUGCCAGUGACCGUAAAUCUGGAAAAUGUGCGGAUCAACUUGCUUGAGGACCGCCCACCCGUAAAUAUUACCUCACCGGGUCCCAUCCCCAUAAAUCUGUGCAUUGGUCGCAUGCGUUUGGAGCGUGACCAGAGCGGAUUGCUCAACAUUCAGCCUAUAGAUACCAACAUGAGUGACGCACAGCAUCAGGCGUUGGGCAGUGCCUUAUUUGGAGCACCUCGAGAACGCGAUCGGGAGCUGUUAUCCAUGCAGCUGGUGAUGCAGCAGAUGAAACUGGACAACGAUCAGCUGCGCCGGCAGCUUGUGGACUCCAAAGUGAAUACGGAUAACUAUAGGCACAAGACCAAACAGGAGGCGGAUGUGCUGCGAUCGUAUUUGAAGGCCGCCCAGGACGAUAUAAGCAUAUUGCUGGAGGAGAAGAAAGCUUUGCUGGACACCAUCCGUUCCUUGCAGGUACAACUGACCUCAUCGAAUAUGAGCCGAAAGAGUGAUGGAAACAGGUAGCACAACUGCAUGGACUGCAUACAAUGCUGCGGCGAGAACAACAACGCCUAGCCCUAAGCUCCAGCCAGUGUAUGCCGUAUAGUCAGAUGAUAGAUGAUAGUGCCCCCAAACCAUGACGUUCUCAACAUCAUCGCCAUUUGAUUUUGAGUUUAGCAGAAGACUGAGCCGUUCCGAAAGCGGACACUUUUCACGUUGCCGUUCGUCAUUCUUGCUUAUACAAGAACCUAUACGUACUAUAACAGAUCUAUAACUAUUAAUUGUUUUUAUCGGUUUUAAGCUGCCACAAGCUUUUGCUAUUGUUCCAAAGAAUGCUUUUUUUUCUAAAUUUUGGAAAUAUUUUAUGUUGAUCUAUUGCGUAGCCUUUUUAGACGCAGACUUUUAGAUAACCACCAUUGUUAAUUAUUUUACAAGAGAUAAUCAAAGAUCGAACUAUGUACAGCCAGCCGUGUCAUUGAUAUUGCGUCUACUCCACAUAUUGUAUAUUAAAACCAAUUCCACUAAGAUUGGAUAGGACAUAUUGUUGUGAUUCAUGAUCAUAUCAAAACUGAAUUCUAGAAGCUCUAUGCAUUGCUGUUGUCGUGUGCUAACCAAAUAAUUGGCAAAAUUUAUUAUAUCGAACUUUAUAGUAUUCUCUCGUAUGGGAUUCACUCAACCGAGGGCUAUUGAAAUUUGUAUUCACGUUCAAAAAUGCAUUCCAUUCGACGCGAUCAUCUUUUUGCUCCACCUACUUACUAAUCAAAACAAAAUACACAAUGAAAUACAAUAAUCAAAAGUUAUACAGACAUCCUAUACCUACGCCAACUACUAAACAAACUUAAAUCAAAUGUACCAUGUUGAAUAAAUCAAAAACUCAA
Messenger RNA from Drosophila mauritiana, 5809 nucleotides. Its product is annotated as UHRF1-binding protein 1. The record is from RefSeq and is a predicted model, not a curated record. The transcript is spliced from 18 exons. Bases 420 to 4955 code for a protein of 1511 amino acids. NCBI's taxonomy places the organism in Eukaryota, Metazoa, Arthropoda, Insecta, Diptera, Drosophilidae.